Messenger RNA from Trypanosoma rangeli, 1620 nucleotides. RefSeq names its product putative Ran GDP binding protein. The record is from RefSeq and is a predicted model, not a curated record. Lineage: Eukaryota; Euglenozoa; Kinetoplastea; Trypanosomatida; Trypanosomatidae. The coding region runs from base 1 to 1620 and encodes 539 amino acids. The transcript has a single exon.
AUGCGGCGUCUUGUGCGUGGGACCGUGGCGGUCUCCAUGUCUGUUUCCUGUUGGCGUUCACUCGGCAGUGGGGCAGUGAAGGUCUUCAUUGCCUCACGCAACACGCAGGCCAUGUGCGAUGCGACAUGUUGUACGUCUCGUGUCUGUUUUGCGACACGGUCGCCGUUGCUUCUUCAGUCCUGGGCCCAGCGGGGGAAUCGGGUCUGGAUGUGUGUCAAGGAAGAAUGCCGUCAUGUGAACAAUUCCCACGCUACCGAAUGUGAGGCGUGUGGGGCCGCCAAACCCAAUCUCAAGGGGUGGAUGUGUGUGGAGUGUGGGACCCGCAACCACAAGGGGGUGAAGAAAUGUCACAAGUGCACCGCGGCUGUAGAGAAUAGCAGCGAGUUUUGGAUGUGUGCUGCGUGCGAAAAGAACAAUCGCAUUGAUGACCUGGACGAUAACAGCCGCUGUGGUUUUUGCAGCUACGACAUGGCCCCCAUGACAAUGACUGAAGCAGAGGCACUCCGAAUUCAAAAUGAGCGUUCGCAACGACUCCGUGAGGAGCAGGAGCAGUUUGACAGUAUUUCGGCCAAAGACGCGGAUGAACAGUUUGGUGACGAAAUUUCUGGGGCCUCAGCACUUCCCAAAGGUCUGCGGCAGAUGUCAUCCACUAGUGUUCCAAGAGCCCCUCUAAAGAUAUUUGAAAUAAAGGCAUUUACUCCAUCUUCUCCAGAAACAGCUCAUUCACGUAUUUUCAGGAAACCGAAGCAAUCAACGUCGACGGGCAUUCCACCGGGGCCACCAGGUUUUGACUGGAUGUGCUGUGAGCCCAGUUGUGGGACUAUUAACGCUGGCGACGAGGAGAGUUGCCUCAAGUGCGGUAAACACAUCACCCCUGCCGAGUGGGAAUGCUGUCAUUGUGGUGCAGUGAACCACUUAAGUCGCUCACGAUGCUUUAACUGCCACAUCAUUAUCCCUGUAUCGUGGGUAUGUUCUGGUUGUAAAACGUCGACAAGCAUCUAUGAUCGUAGUUGUCGUCAGUGUGGUGAGCCGCGUCCCGUUACUGAACCAAAAGACCCUCACGAAGUACAAUUUCCAAGGCACACAAGAAGCUCUGCAUUUUCGGCUGGUGGCAGAAGGCACACGACGCGUGCGCAGGACUGGAGUUGUGUUGAAUGUCACGGCAUGAAUUUUGCGUCGCGAACGGCCUGCUAUCAAUGCGGUGCACCCAGAAGUGCAUCUGAAGCGGAUUCACUCCCAGGUGCGUCGUCAGCCUCAGCCUCACCAGACUUGACAGCCAGUCAUAACAAUUGGUUCUGUCGUCACUGUCAGGCGAGUAACUUCCGAACCCGCACAAGCUGUUGGCAAUGCGGCCGAGCCUCUUCGGAGUCCGGCGCGACAUCGUGGUCUGAUGACGACUCUGCGCCUCAUUUUGAGAAGGAGGGCUUCCAGCAGGACUCCAACGACGACGUUGCCAAGGGACAAGUCAACGUAUGGGGCAAGAAGAAUGAAGACUGGACCUGCGGAGAGUGCUUCUCAAAGAACUUUAAGAACCGUCAGGAGUGCCACAAGUGCGGCGCGACAAAAACUGUGGCAGUGACGCCGCGCCGUGCCUUUGUGCGUAAGCCCGUUAAGAUUUGA